Molecule: messenger RNA, 423 nt
Organism: Ylistrum balloti
Lineage: Eukaryota; Metazoa; Mollusca; Bivalvia; Pectinida; Pectinidae
Product: integumentary mucin A.1-like
Exons: 1
Coding region: 1-423 (140 amino acids)
Source: RefSeq, a predicted model, not a curated record
AUGGAAAAUCAGACCUCACCAGAUGGUACAGAGAAUCAAAUCUCACCAGAAGGUACAGAUAAUCAGCCCUCACCAGAUGGUAUGGAGAAUCAGACCUCACCAGAAGGUGCGGAGAAUCGGACCUCACCAGAAGGUGCGGAGAAUCAGACCUCACCAGAAGGUACGGAGAAUCAGACCUCACCAGAUGGUACGGAGAAUCAGACUUCACCAGAUGGUACGGAGAAUCAGCCCUCACCAGAUUGUACGGAGAAUCAGACCUCACCAGAAGGUGCAGAGAAUCAGACCUUACCAGAUGGUACGGAGAAUCAGCCCUCACCAGAUUGUACGGAGAAUCAGACCUCACCAGAAGGUGCAGAGAAUCAGACCUUACCAGAUUGUACGGAGAAUCAGACCUCACCAGAAGGCAAAGAGCUUAUAAUAUAA